This is a messenger RNA of Tilletiaria anomala UBC 951, 1910 nucleotides long. Its product is annotated as phosphoglycerate mutase-like protein. The record is from RefSeq and is a predicted model, not a curated record. The transcript is spliced from 3 exons. Gene Ontology annotation, biological process: dephosphorylation. Lineage: Eukaryota; Fungi; Basidiomycota; Exobasidiomycetes; Georgefischeriales; Tilletiariaceae. Gene Ontology annotation, molecular function: phosphatase activity. Bases 371 to 1768 code for a protein of 465 amino acids.
UUGAAAAGCGCCAAAGAGCCCGCUGACCACCGAAUAUCCGUCUCAUUCACUGCGUCGAUGACAGUUCAACAAACCCAGUGUUCUAAUCCUUGCGACCAGUAAGAUCUAAAAGUCCUUUCGAUUUCUGGGCGGGGGAAUGAAGUGCAAGCGAAGCUUGCUUUGGGUGAAUUUAAACCGUCCUCAAGUAGGAUGUGGUUACACUCUCGAAUGUAUUCCUGUCCUAUAUAAGCUCUUGGCUGCGUGGAGGGAGUUGAACGGUAAAGGCUUCUGGUCAUAGCUUUUCUCAACGGGAGACUCGCCUUCAGCGGCCAACUUUGCCUUGCGGAAGAUUGGAAUCCUGUAGCUGUUACAAGUCAAUCCAGCUGUCAUCAUGUCGCUCGCUGGUGUACUCACGAUCGUCCGACACGGCGACCGUAUGGGCUUUUACCAGUCACCCACUUCCUACACGGCCAAGCAGACGAACUUGACGGUUCUUGGCUAUCUGCAGGAAUACCGGAACGGCGUCGACCUCCGCGCUCGUUACUUGGACGGAAACAAUAAGAUCCAGGGCAUCGACCCCGUUAAGGCGGAAGACGCUCAAGUCAAAGUCUUCGCCGAUGCCGGUGGAGAGGGGACCGUGAUCGUCGACAGCGUCAACGCCCUUCUGCAGGGCCUCUACCCCCCUUUCGACGAAUCGAUCACUCUCGCGAACGGCUCCGUGGUUUCAUGGGGUAGCAGGGCGCAGCUGAUCCAGGUGGAGACUGUCGAGCCCGACGAAGAGGUGUGGUUGGAAGGAUACACGGACUGCAAUGCAUGGCAAACCCGCCUGAACAACUGGUACGCUUCGCCGGCCUUUAAAGCCAAAGCCGCCGAAGCCCAGCCAUUUUAUAACUCGAUCAAAGGCAUCCUCGGCGCGGACAGGCCUGCCAUUCUGCAGAAUGCCUGGAACAUCUUCGACUUCUUGAACGUGGAGUUCAUCCACAAUGCGACGUUGAGCUCGCAAAUCGGACAGCAGACGGUCGAGCUUGCUCGCUACUAUGCCGAUUACCACGAAGCUGGCAGCUUCUCGGAUCCCGACCCGAAAAGCGUCGGCAACGUGGCAGGCACCGCGAUGCUCGCCCCGGUUUUAGCGACGAUCAACCAGCUGAGCAACGCAUCUGAUCCGCUUAAGUGGUCCACCAUGGCUACUGCGUACAAGCCCUUCCUAGCAUUCGGGUCCCUACUGGGCGUCCCGCAGUUGAAUGCUUCCGUGGUCGACUAUGCUUCCUCUCUUGUCUUUGAAAUUUACAACAACGGUUCCAUCCAAGCUCUCUUCCGGAAUGGCACCGUCAACGCGAUAUACCAGCCGCUCACCUUGUUCGGCCAAUCGAACACUAUGGUCUCACUGGUCAUGUUUGAGGAAGCACUGCAAAGGCACUCCCUGAACGGCCUCGCAGCGUGGUGCGACAAGUGCAGCACGACGGAUGCGCGCGGGUGCGACAUCCUCGCUGCGCUGAACGGAACAGGCGGGGCCGGGUUCGCACCAGACACCUCGACGUACGGUCGGCAUCGGGUCAGCCCCAUCACGGCCGGUUUGAUCGGCGCGUUCGUCACUCUCGGUACCAUGGCAAUCUUGUUCGCAGUACUCUUCACUGCGAGGCGCGCCCUCGGGCGAAAACGGCGCAGUGCCAUCGUGGGACACAGCGGCCCGACGGCCGGUCUCGAGCUUCCCAGCCGGACGGACGGGGCAUCCAUCCAUACCGCAACUUCGAGCGCGCAGCACCUCGUUGGCGACAAUAAUAAUAUUUGACACGGCCCACAAGCAAGCACGUGCGGGCAAAUGUUCAGGACUAUGAUCUGCGUUCCAAGUCGUUGGAUACAACACAUGUAGACUACAGGGGGAUAUGGGUUGCAAGUUGUGGCUGCUUCAGGAAAUAUUCACAAAGAAUGCC